This is a messenger RNA of Phytophthora sojae, 387 nucleotides long. RefSeq lists its product as hypothetical. The transcript has 3 exons. The coding region runs from base 1 to 387 and encodes 128 amino acids. NCBI's taxonomy places the organism in Eukaryota, Oomycota, Peronosporomycetes, Peronosporales, Peronosporaceae. The record is from RefSeq and is a predicted model, not a curated record.
AUGCCCAUGCGCCCCAAGCAGAAAAACAAGCACAAGUUGUGUGCUUUGGCCCUCGCGGUGGGGAAAGUUGUGUCUGCAGCUGCCUCCGCGGGGGUUCAUCGCUCCACAAUUUACCGCUGGCGCAAAGAAGAGAAGGACAGCAGGAAAGCAGCGCCGAACAAGUACUUCUUGGAUCCUAACAAGCACGCCAAGACGUUCGCCACGAGCCCGGAAUUAGAAGAAAGGUCUGACGCUCGCCAUUUUUCUUUGAGAUCGCGAGCAGCAAACAUCGAGUUUUUGCGGCGCCUCCUUAAGCGCAAUCGUCUUACCAUCCGACGAAUCACGCACAAAGACCGCAAGAAACGUUUCGACAUGGAGGUGUGUUCUCCCACACAAUCCAGCACGUAA